GCCCUGACAGUGAUCUCCAGGCACAUGUGUGAAGAAGCGUCUUCAGUUGCUCCUCCUGCCUCUGAACACACAUUGGUUCGAAAAGUUAUUUUAGGCUUCAGAAGUUCCACUGUAACCCAGUACUUCCAGUGCAAUGACAGGAGGAGUCGAGAUUAGGCCCCUGCUAUUCCCCCCCCCCCCCUGCCAACGGUUCCCCUCGUCCGGGGGAUCUCCCUCCAAACACCAGUCGUAGCCAUCGCCGCUGUUGCAUUAGCCCGGAUUCUCAUUUUGAAAACAAUGGCCGACAGUCUCUUGCAGGUGUUGACCGUGCCCACAGCGCCGUACCCCGACCAGAGGCCCGGCACCAGCGGCCUGAGGAAAAAGGUCCGCGUGUUCCAAUCCAGGAGGAACUAUCUGCACAACUUCAUCCAGAGUAUCUUCUCCUCCAUCGACCUACGGGACCGACAGGGAUCGACAGUGGUGGUGGGGGGAGACGGACGCUUCUUCAACAGGACAGCUAUUGGGGUCAUUGUGCAGAUGGCAGCUGCCAACGGGGUGGGUCGUGUGAUCAUUGGACACCACGGGAUAAUGUCCACACCCGCCAUUUCCUGCGUAAUCAGGAAAUACAAAGCCAUCGGUGGCAUCAUCCUCACAGCCAGCCACAACCCCGGCGGACCUGACGAAGACUUUGGCAUUAAGUUCAAUACUGCAAACGGAGGGCCAGCCAAGGAGGCUGUCACAAACAAGAUCUUUCAGGUCAGCCGGACCAUUGAGGAGUUCGCCAUCUGUCCUGGACUGCAAGUGGAUUUGACCACCCAGGGACAACAAAUUUUUGAUCUGGAAAACAAGUUCAAACCAUUCACAGUGGAAAUCGUGGACUCUGUCGAAACCUACGCUAACUUGUUGAGGAACAUCUUCGACUUUGCUGCUCUCAAGGAGCUUCUGUCGGGUGAAAAGCACAUCAAGAUAAGAAUAGACGCCAUGCACGGAGUGGUAGGACCAUAUGUACGGAGAAUCCUCUGCGAGGAGCUGGGCUGCCCCCUCGAUUCUGCCAUCCACUGUGUUCCAUUGGAGGAUUUUGGGGGUCAACACCCAGAUCCUAACCUCACCUACGCUGCAGAUCUGGUUGACAGCAUGAGAGACGGACAGUAUGAUUUUGGUGCAGCAUUUGAUGGUGAUGGGGACCGUAACAUGAUCCUGGGCCAACGCGGCUUCUUCGUCACUCCACCCGACUCUGUGGCUGUCAUUGCUGACAACAUCUUCUGCAUCCCGUACUUCCAACAUACAGGGGUGAGAGGCUUCGCCCGCAGCAUGCCCACAAGUGCAGCCUUAGACAGAGUCGCCAAGGCAUCAAAAAUAGAGUUAUAUGAAACUCCCACUGGGUGGAAAUUCUUUGGGAACCUGAUGGAUGCAGGAAGACUGUCUUUGUGUGGGGAAGAAAGCUUUGGUACAGGUGGAGACCAUAUUCGUGAGAAGGACGGGCUUUGGGCCGUGCUGGCAUGGCUUUCUAUCCUGGCCACUAGAAAGCAGAGUGUGGAGGAUAUCCUCAAGGAUCAUUGGCUAAAAUACGGAAGAAACUACUUUACCAGAUAUGACUAUGAUAACGUAGACAUAGACACAGCCUGUGAGAUGAUGGAGGAUUUGGAGAUGAUGAUCGUCGACAAAUCCUUUGCGAAGCAGAGAUUUGCUGUGGAAGACAAAAUUUACAAAGUGGAAAAAGCGGACAACUUUGAGUACACAGACCCGGUAGACAGCACCGUCUCCAGGAACCAGGGUCUGCGGAUAAUCUUCUCUGAUGGUUCUCGAAUCAUCUACAGACUCAGUGGGACGUGCUGCGAUGUGGCAACAGUUCGAAUCUACAUAGACAGCUAUGAGAAGGAGCAAAUCUUAGAAGACACACAGGUAAUGCUGGCACCCCUGGCAACCAUCGCCGUGAAAUUUUCCCAGCUCCAUCGCAGGACGGGUCGAAGUGGCCCAUCAGUCAUCACAUGAUUCAAUUUGUUACUCCAUCAUUGCUAAACUAAUGCCCUAUUUGUAUUUACUGAUGUUUCUAUUAUGUAGCAGCAAUUUGCAUUUCAGGCUAAAAUAUAUUCAGUGUUUUUCUCUGAUUCUACAUUAAACUGCUUUUUAUUUUUUAGGCCAACUGUGAUCUUUGUGUAAACAUAUAUUUUAAUUGCACUUGGAUUAUCAGUAAAUUGUUUUAAACAUGUACUUCAAUAAAUAAGUCACUGGCAAAAAGCACAUUGUUUUAAAACCAUAGUGAUCAAAAUAACUACGCAUGACAUA
Pungitius pungitius (ninespine stickleback) is the source of this 2265-nucleotide messenger RNA. Its product is annotated as phosphoglucomutase-1-like. The record is from RefSeq and is a predicted model, not a curated record. Lineage: Eukaryota; Metazoa; Chordata; Actinopteri; Perciformes; Gasterosteidae. Gene Ontology annotation, molecular function: phosphoglucomutase activity; magnesium ion binding. Gene Ontology annotation, cellular component: cytosol. Gene Ontology annotation, biological process: carbohydrate metabolic process. The transcript is spliced from 11 exons. The coding region runs from base 277 to 1971 and encodes 564 amino acids.